CGCGACCCGGUAGUUCGUCGCCUUUGUUCUCGUAAUGAGCGGGGAAACUGUUCAGUCGACCUUUUUGUGCUUGCUAGCAGUGCUAUUAGUGGUACCUGCCGUCCCUCAGCUUUAAGUGGACUCGGACCUUUCUCUCCACAGAGGACAUUUGAGCCACGACGUCCUGAAGCAGAGCAACUAGUCUGUUUAUCGAGUUAUCUCAUGCUAACGAGUAGCGCUAGCUGGGUUCUGACAACUAACACAGCUAGCAGCUAACAGCGGCGAAGGACGGGCUGGCCAAAGAAUAAGCUAACUGCUGGCUAACACUGAGCUGAAGCUUUCGUCAACUUUCCCAGCUCCUCUGUGCUAAGGUGUCGCUGAAACACUGAAAGCAGCCUCGCAGGUUGUCAGCUGAAACCCAACAUGUAGACUGUUCUUCUGGACUUUAAUGGCGGAGUCUCGUUAAGAGCAGAGCCUGUAAGUAAUGUAGGGUGGGGGCGAGUGUAACCUUUUGUCUGCUGAACUGCUCGAACACACCCACAGGUGCGGCGAUGACCCGAGGACGUCACGUUGCCCACGCCUGAGGCCUCCUGAACAAGUAUUUCAACUUCAUAACUGCACCGACGCGCAUGCUUUUCUCUGAGGCUCGGGAAGCCGACAGGACGUGAGAACUUUAACCGAGCUCUACGCGAGCAGACAUGACAGCUGUGGUGGGCAAAGCGUGGGGGUGGGUCCGCUCGUGGGGCAGCAGCGGUGCCAGGUCAAAGGACACUAACGUUUUGACAGCUGAGCGCCAGAAGCUGCGUGGCAGUGGUGGUUGGGGCAUCACGGCUUGGAUCUGGGGCUCAUGGGGACGUCAGCAUGAACUAGGCAGUCCAGUAGAGGAGUACUGGGAGGCGCAGGAGAAGCUUCAGCCCAUUAAAACUGAAGCUCUGGCGGCAGGGAAGCCAGAGGCUGAGACUGUGCUGGUUCCCAGGUGGUGGGAUAGAUAUCUUCCUACUUCUUAUCUGUGGCCAAGGAAAACUGAGCUAAGUGGACUACGACACCGGAAACGUGACGGUGGGACUGGAGAUCCACGGGAGCGUGAUACUGAUGGAGACUUUUCUGAUUAUGGGACCCCCCCUCCGUCCCCCACCCCUUCUCCGUCUCAGCUGACUUCCCCUUUUCGACUGUUUGCACACAGCUGGAACGUGGAGAUCGUUCCAGAGCACUACGAGAUCUGCUUUAACUUCCUACGCCACUUGUUCGACCUGUUUGUUGUUGGCUUCCUGUGGACUGUGUCACCUCCCGCCAAGCUCAUCCUGGAGGUGCUGGGUGUCCAGGGAGCGCUGAGACUGUGGUUUCAUGGCAUGGCGAUGUUUAUUGUCGCCACAGUUGGAAUGGCAGGAUUACUCUGGUUGAUCCAGGAGUAUCUCCUGCAGUUUGCCCUGAUCUAUGGCAUCAUUCAGGCGUUGGUGAUCUCUGUCAGUGUUCGACAGAGUGUGAUGCUAGGUGAUGAGGAAGAGAAUGACCAGACAGGAAAGGACACUGAUGACACGAGAGACACUAAGGAGCACAAAGACAAGCCUGUGUCUGUCACAGACAAGGUAAAGACCAAUUAAAG
Messenger RNA from Neolamprologus brichardi, 1582 nucleotides. RefSeq names its product chromosome 22 C6orf47 homolog (gene c22h6orf47). The record is from RefSeq and is a predicted model, not a curated record. Lineage: Eukaryota; Metazoa; Chordata; Actinopteri; Cichliformes; Cichlidae.